UUGUCCAAACAGGAGUACAUUCUUGUGAGAAAGAAGUUAACAUGGAGCAACACUGGUCCGCAGUUUGUGCAGUGAUUUUAGCACUCGGUGCAUCGGUGCACUUUGACAUUGUUUUUGCUGCAGAAGCUGAUGGCAAUUUAACAGUGAUUCUUCCAAAACCUGGCCACUGCCCACGUCGCCUUAAUGUUGUCCCAUCACAUAAGGGGUGUGUGUGUGAUGAAGACUGUCCUGCUGACCACAAAUGCUGUGUCUUUGACUGUGGAGCUGUCUGUGUCCCUCCUGCUUUCACUAAACCAGGAGUGUGUCCUCGCAGGCACUGGGGCUCAGGACUGUGUGCUGAAUUUUGCUCCAAUGACAGCGACUGCCCCAAGGAUGAGAAGUGCUGCCACAAUGGAUGUGGACACGAGUGCAUUGCACCAUACACAGUGAAGCCGGGUCGCUGCGCCCUUCCCCAGGGAACCCCCAUGUGUGCUGAGUACUGCUACCACGAUGGUCAGUGUCCAGGAGAGCAGAAGUGCUGCAAGACAACCUGCGGCCACGCCUGCAGUGAGCCCUGCUGAUUGGACAGCUCUGCGACACUUCGUUAAUCUUUAAUGCAACAACGCAGAAAAAGCAUCAUGUUCAUUUUCCCUACCUUUUCAACUCCGUAGUAGCACACUUUGGUACAAUACUUGAGCAUUGGCUUGCACAAAGUUGGAUUCUUUGUGGGAAAAAAAAGUUAAUUGUUUUCCUUCAAUCUAGAUAAGAUGCUAUUCUAUGUACUUUAAGUACAGUCAUGUGAAACAAUUAGGACACCCAUGCUAAAGUUGACUAAAAAGAGGAAUAAAAAAAAAUC
This is a messenger RNA of Perca fluviatilis (European perch), 835 nucleotides long. RefSeq names its product WAP four-disulfide core domain 2 (gene wfdc2). Gene Ontology annotation, molecular function: peptidase inhibitor activity. Gene Ontology annotation, cellular component: extracellular region. The transcript is spliced from 4 exons. Bases 42 to 560 code for a protein of 172 amino acids. Lineage: Eukaryota; Metazoa; Chordata; Actinopteri; Perciformes; Percidae. The record is from RefSeq and is a predicted model, not a curated record. Gene Ontology annotation, biological process: antibacterial humoral response; innate immune response.